AGAAGCCGGGCAGGACCAGUGGUUUAACCUCAGUUGUUGAGGUCUUCCCCAGUCGUUGGCUUUAGAGCGGAGCUGUUGGCAUUUCCAUGCUCCCGUGCCGCCGAAGGGCUGGUAUGCGGUCUCUGAACUGACUGACCUUGUGGCUUCCGGGACCCUUCCGGGUUGAAGUCUUUAGGACCUGUUCCUGAGUGGAGAGAAAAUUGGUGUGCCUAGAAGCAGAUGUUAAAGGUGGUUUCUCCCUCAUCUUUUUUCAUACAACCUGAUAUAACCUUCUUGAUACGUCAUGGCAGUGGCAGUAAAAUGGAUGAUAGCAAAGAGAACUAUCUUGAAGCAUUUAUUCCCAAUCCAAAAUGGAGCUUUAUCUCAUAUUUGUUGUAAGUCUACGUAUUCUUCUCUUCCAGAUGACUAUAAUUGCAAAGUAGAACUUGCUUUGACAUCUGAUGGCAGGACAAUAGUAUGCUACCACCCUUCUGUGGACGUUCCAUAUGAACACACAAGACCCAUCCCUCAACCAGAUCCUGUCCAUAAUAUUGAAGAAACACAUGAUCUAGUGCUGAAAACCAAAUUAGAAGAAAAACGUGAAUGCCUUGAGCAAGGACCCAUGAUAGAACAACUCAGCAAGAUGUUCUUCACCACCAAGCAUCGCUGGUACCCUCAUGGACUGUAUCACAGACGUCGUAUGAAACUGAAUCCUCCAAAAGACAGAUGAUACUGAGGCUCAUUUGCCAUUGGAGAAAGUACAGUCUAAUACUGCAUGGUAAUAGUAAAGUAAUAA
This is a messenger RNA of Fukomys damarensis (Damara mole-rat), 775 nucleotides long. It is a transcript of the gene Mrpl42, whose product is annotated as mitochondrial ribosomal protein L42. NCBI's taxonomy places the organism in Eukaryota, Metazoa, Chordata, Mammalia, Rodentia, Bathyergidae. The transcript is spliced from 6 exons. Bases 284 to 709 code for a protein of 141 amino acids. Gene Ontology annotation, cellular component: mitochondrial large ribosomal subunit. The record is from RefSeq and is a predicted model, not a curated record.